Messenger RNA from Impatiens glandulifera, 1871 nucleotides. RefSeq names its product NAC domain-containing protein 53-like. Gene Ontology annotation, molecular function: DNA binding. The transcript is spliced from 6 exons. The record is from RefSeq and is a predicted model, not a curated record. Lineage: Eukaryota; Viridiplantae; Streptophyta; Magnoliopsida; Ericales; Balsaminaceae. The coding region runs from base 102 to 1682 and encodes 526 amino acids. Gene Ontology annotation, biological process: regulation of DNA-templated transcription.
AUACAUACACGCACUACUCUCUCUCUAUCCGCACCCCACCGAUCCGUGUCUAUUCCAAAUACCAGACGGUUGAGUUCAUCUCAAAGUUGAAAAAUUGUUUGAUGGAUCUUGCUUCGACUUCUAAGAAUCCAGUAGCCGCUUCUCUUGCGCCUGGAUUUCGAUUCCACCCCACGGAUGAAGAGAUUGUUUGGUACUAUCUCAAACGCAAAAUCUCAGGGAAGCCUUUCCGUUUCGAUGCCAUCUCGGAAAUCGACGUUUACAAGCUCGAGCCGUGGGACUUACCAGGGAAGUCGAGACUGAAGACGAGAGACUUGGAAUGGUACUUCUUUAGUUAUCUUGAUAAAAAGUAUGGUCAUAGUUCGAGGACAAAUAGGGCUACAGAAAAGGGUUAUUGGAAGACAACCGGUAAAGACAGGCCAGUCCUGCAUAGAUCAAUGACUGUUGGCAUGAAGAAAACUCUGGUUUACCACCUUGGACGGGCUCCACGAGGUGAGAGGACAAACUGGGUCAUGCAUGAGUACAAGCUUGUUGGUGAGGAGUUUGAGAAAGAUGGAAAGAAGGAUGCAUGUACAUUGUGCAGAAUAUUUCAAAAGAGUGGUCCUGGGCCCAAAAAUGGGGAACAGUAUGGCGCGCCUCUUGUUGAGGAGGAAUGGGAUGUUGAUGACUUUGAUGCAGUUCCUAAACAGGAAUUUGCAGAAUUUGUGGUUGUCGGUGGUGAUGUUUAUGCUGGUGAUGAUGAAUACCUUGAUGAACAUGAUGUUGAUCAGAUUCUUAAUACUGAGGCUCCAAAAGCUUAUUCUCCUGUUCCUGAAGGAAGCAUCAACAAUCUAAUCAUUGAUCCAGCAGAGUAUCUUGAAGAAUCACAAAAUGUCUUGGUCACUGCAGAUGAAAUGUAUGCAAAUCCAGUAAAGCGUGAAUACAUGGGUGAAUCAAGCAACUCUACCAAUCAAGAUCAUAUGCAAGGCGAAGAUUUCUUGGACGCUCCUGAUAUUUUCCAGCUUAAUGAUGGAUCCUUCUUGGAAACUAACGAUCUAUCAAAUCAUUUUGAUAUGGAUCCCUCUGGAUUUGACAUGCUUGAUGAGUACCUUACAUACUUUAAUGCAGAUGAGAACUUCUCUCCUUUGCUAGAAGAUGAGAGACACCUUUCUGGACAAGCAGCAUUAGUUGAGGAGCCUGUGGAUGGGAAAUUGAAGCAAGAAACUGAGACAAGUCAAGGGCUCGUGGAAGGGUUUAACAAUGAUAAUCAUAUCGCACCAACCUCAGAGAAGCUGAAUCCCAAAACAGAGUUGGUUAAUGGAGUUGCAUACCCAUUUAUGGGCCAAGCAAGUCGCAUGUCGGAGAGCAUUCCAUCAUCAGUCGCAUUAGCUGCUGAGUUCCCUACAAAGUCUUCUUCUUCUUCCUUUCAGAAGUUCAACGCUGGUGCUGCUGCUCCAUAUUCAAGCCCUGUCCGUGUUAAUGCUAGUUUGAUCCAAAUAAACGCAAACUCAAUAACUGGCUAUGGGUCUUACUACUGGUCGCUUGAAAAGCAAGGAAAUACCAACAUUAUAUUAUCUUUCAACUUGUUGCUCAAUCAAGAGAAGCAGAAUUCAGCAUCUUGGCAAUGUCUUUUCUAUCUUCUGUUCAUUUGGCUUCUCAUCAUUACCAUGAGUUUCAAGAUUGGGGGCCUACAUCUAUUCUGGUAAGGCUUAAAUAAUGUUAGAGAGAAAUAUUAACAUGCCAAAGAAAAAUCAAACUAUUUCGAAGAAUUAUUUAUCUUUGGGAAGGAAAUUGAUAAUAUCGUGGAUGACAUAGAAGAUUAUAUUGAUGGGGAAACUGUUUAGUGUUUUUAAUCGUAGGUUCAUAUUUUGUGAACAUAUAUAUUUCGGUUUACU